Molecule: messenger RNA, 1704 nt
Organism: Diaporthe amygdali
Lineage: Eukaryota; Fungi; Ascomycota; Sordariomycetes; Diaporthales; Diaporthaceae
Product: het domain-containing protein
Exons: 1
Coding region: 1-1704 (567 amino acids)
Source: RefSeq, a predicted model, not a curated record
AUGAGGCUCAUCAAUCUCGAGACCCUCAAGCUGGAGAGUUUCAUUGGGUAUGGCAAGAUACCGUCCUAUGCCAUCCUGUCACAUACAUGGGGCCCAGACGAAGUCACAUAUGCAGAUAUGACCACAAAAAGCCGAAACGAGUUAGAAGCAAAAGCAGGUUAUCAAAAAAUUGUCAAGUUCGGCCAGUUCGUUAGGGACAGGGAUGCCCCAAGGACCCCCGUGCGAGUCCCAAGAUGUGCUGAAGAUCGCCGAGUUGAUCGGAAAAAUGCGGUGAUGUGGCCCUCUGCCUACAGGCCAACACACGUUUGGGUUGAUACCUGCUGCAUCGACAAGUCAAGCAGUUCAGAGUUAUCGGAAGCUAUCAAUUCCAUGUUUGUGUGGUACCAAGAAGCCGUGUUCUGCGUCGCAAUCCUGGAAGACUACGAGCACCCAGGUGGGGAGAGUUCCAGUCAAUACCGCCCUAGCGACGACGCCUUUAUCCAGUGCAGAUGGUUCACCAGGGGAUGGACGCUCCAGGAGCUGCUGGCUCCAGGUCGCUUAUUUUUCGUCGACAAGCAUUGGGUUUUCCUCGGCCCAAGGCCUGAGGUUUUGGAACCGGUCUCUGUGGCUUCAGGGAUUGACAAAAUGUACCUACAAAAUGGGAGCUGGCAGAAAGCAAACAUCGCAAAAAGGCUAUCUUGGGCUGCUAAGAGGGAGACGACCAGGCCGGAAGAUCUCGCUUACUGCCUCCUGGGAGUUUUUGGCGUCCACAUGCCACUGCUGUAUGGUGAGGGCGGCCACAGCGCCUUCAUACGACUGCAGGAAGAAAUUAUUAAGGAGUUCGACGAUCACUCACUUUUCGCCUGGGGGAGGAGAAAUCACGCAAAGACCGGACCCUGGAAUGAGUCUCCCAACGUGGUCCUUGGCGCCUUCGCAUCGCAUCCAUCGCAGUUCCAGGGGCUCGAUAACAUGCAGACCUAUUCAGGCGACGAGGAAGAGCCCCACACAGUCACCAACAAAGGCAUCAGAAUUCGUCUCCCAAUUGUUAAGUUUGAGGGCAAGACUAUUGCGAUUCUAAGGUGUCACACCUCGGAUCCAUUAGGGGGCUUCAUGGGCAUAUACAUAGAACCGUGUCAUCUCAAACCUGGUGUAUACUGCCGUUCAUCAUCAACUCCGGCCCUCGCCUGCGUCUCAGACAACGUGGCGCAAAGCGCAGAAACAAAACUCAUUUUCCUGCUAAAAAAGACGACACCCGCCCACGAAAGCAUCGAGACGAUGGAGAGUAUAUCAAAAGUCUCGAUAUCAGUCCACAAUUGCGACUAUUCCAUCGUGUCCGCGACGCCGGAGGAAUUGUGGGACACGAGGUACGGCACACUCCGUCUGCAGCGCGGCCGGCUCACUGCAACCGCACUCAUGAGCAUGGACAGGCUCAAUAAGCCUGGCCGGCAGCAGGGCUCUGGUAAGGAAUACUUUGUGCUGCUGCUCAGGGUUGACCCAUCCAGUCGCUGGGGUUUCCCGGACGUGGGCCUCGUGGCGUGGCGGCGCGCUGGCAAGGCGAAGACGCGAGAUUUGGAGCGGUGCCACUUGUCAAACCAGGAUUCGGUGAGGCCGCAUACCGCACAAUUACGUUUGAAGGGUAGGGUGAUGAGGACUUUGACGGCGAGGAUAGGUAUCGAGUUGGUUGGGGGAACGAGGACGUAUGUGGUCUCGCUAACAAGGGAAUGA